ACAAAACAAAACCACUUUGGAACAAGUGAGAUUUUCUUUUUGUUUAAAAAUAGAUUAGAUAAUAGAUUUUGCUGUCCUUGAAGGCGACAUUAUCUCUUCACUGCCCGUGCUGAUUACCCCAUCAAACUUUUUUUAAUUCCCAAAUAUUCCAAAAACUGUUUACUGGGUUUCUUCAUUCUCUUGUUUUAGGUCAGAUUCAUUGCUGUAUUCUUCAAAAACUUUAGCUUUCUUGCUCAACAUUUUCAUUUCAGUGGCUUUCUUGCUUCUGGGUGGUAUUGCAUAAAAGGCCUGCAAAUUCGUUACUAGAUAUUAGCCUCUACAAACUUGCAAUUCUAAGAACUGUUCUGGUUUAAGAAGAGCUCAUACAGACAUGGUUCAGAAACUAGAAGCUAUGAAGGGCGGUGGCGGAUCCAUCAGGGUGGGGACCACAGGAAAAAUCAGCGCCCUGAUGACAAGGGAACUGGAAUCCAUUAAAACUGCUCCACAGACGUCGCUGUCUCAUCAAGAUAGACCUAAGACUGUUCCUGUCUCAGUUCCCUGUAGUACGAGCACUCCUAAAAGACAGGCAAGAAAGUCAUUAGAUGAAGCAAGCAGCAGUGGAAGUAGCAGUACCAUGAAUCGUAGAAGCCCUGAAACACCCCGAAAAGUGAAAAGCUACGGUAAAACCACCCAUCGAAUACCAAUGCUCCGUUCCGAGAAUGUCACAUUGGAUAGAACCCCUAGUAGGGAAAAAACAAACAAGAAACUUAACAUUGUUGAAGUUGUCGAUAUAAGAUGCGGUCACCCGGAUAAAGCGUGGGCUAGCCCUAUAACAAGCAAACUCAAGAAGCUUAGUUUCUCAAAGCUAUCUCAAAGCAUUGUCUAACCUUUGCAAGUUCUUGACUUCAGAUUUCAGGUUCUUGUAACCGAACCCCGAUACCCCAAUAGGCCGGUUGUUUUCCGACACUUCCACCAUAGAGCAAAUGCUUGGUAGAAGCUUGCUGCCUCCUUUCUUUUUCAUUUUUGGGUUUGUUAUCACCGAUCCAAGAGAGGCUUUCAACUGACUGUCCGUUGAAGCCACUCCAGAAGUCCGGAACUCAGGUUUGUGUGAGCUCUCUCGAUAGCCAGGGCCUGAUUCAAUCUGGCUGAAAUAUCUGAUUUCUUGCAUUAUAAGGGAACCAACGGUGCCUCUAGUGCCGAUUUCCACAGGACCCUGUUCCGCCAUGUCUUCAGGUAAUUUUGUGGCUAUUGUGUUGGAUUUAGUCAUGUUUUGCUGGUUCAGGGGGAGGAAUUGGUAUAAGAUCUUGAUUUUUUUUAUUGUCAUGAGUUCUCUAUGUGAACAUCAUAGCACUAGAUUUGUGAUGCUUUAAUAGACAAGAAGGUGACAUGUUUAUUGCAUUCAUGUGCUUGUUGUUAAUACAUUGAAUUGGCUAA
This is a messenger RNA of Mercurialis annua (annual mercury), 1413 nucleotides long. RefSeq lists its product as uncharacterized. Lineage: Eukaryota; Viridiplantae; Streptophyta; Magnoliopsida; Malpighiales; Euphorbiaceae. The record is from RefSeq and is a predicted model, not a curated record. Bases 371 to 865 code for a protein of 164 amino acids. The transcript has 2 exons.